Fusarium oxysporum Fo47 is the source of this 927-nucleotide messenger RNA. Its product is annotated as transcription initiation factor IID, 18kD subunit-domain-containing protein. Lineage: Eukaryota; Fungi; Ascomycota; Sordariomycetes; Hypocreales; Nectriaceae. Gene Ontology annotation, biological process: transcription by RNA polymerase II. The transcript is spliced from 3 exons. Gene Ontology annotation, molecular function: protein heterodimerization activity. The coding region runs from base 1 to 927 and encodes 308 amino acids. The record is from RefSeq and is a predicted model, not a curated record.
AUGGCGCCUUUUGAACCAAAGUUCAACAAUGAAGUCCAGCAGAUGAUGUUCGUCGCUGGUGAGACGCAGGAAAUUGCCAACGAAACCGCCGCCCUCGUCGAGCAGAUUGUUCGCGACCAAAUCAUCCACCUGCUGACCAAGGCCAAAGAGCUCGCCACCCGGCGCGGUGAGAAGUUCAUCGCAAUCAGGGAUAUCCUGUUUCAGGUUCGCCAUGACACCGCCCGGAUGACUCGCCUCCAGAAUGUCAUUCGCUGGAAGAGUCUUCGCAGGGAAGCGAGAAAGACAACAAAUGAAAAAGACAAGCCCGAGAAUGAUGCCGAAGAUAGUCUCUCCGACACGGACAACGCGGCUGGAGACGCUGCCAAGACGACUGCUGAGGCUUCCGCUGCUCUCAUGCCCUGGGACGAAGAGUUCAUGUUCGGCAUUCGACCACCCGGCGGCGACGCUGAUACCGUCCAGAUCAGCGAACACACCCGCGAGCGACUUGUCUGGGCCGAUGAGGUAACCAGCAAGAUGUCUGGGGAAGAGUACACCAAAUGGUGCUCCUACCGCAAAGCCUCCUUCCACCGCGCCAAAGAGGCCCGGUUCCGCGAGUGGGCUGGCAUCGGCGUCGUAGCGGAUCUCAGAAAGAAAGACGACGCCAUUGAGAUUCUGGGCUCCAUCGCCGUGGAAAUGGUUAAGCGCCUGACCGACAUGGCGUUGUCAAUCCAGGCACAGGAGAUCACGACUCAGGGCGGGAAAGAUAAUGAGGCGGCGGCGGCCCUUUUGGCUAGAAGACAGGGCCUGUUCCUCAUGUCGAACCCGCAGCGACCAGCUGUUGAUGCUGGGUAUAUUCGAAAAGCGUUUGAGAUGACGCAGAUGAAGCCGAAGCGACGGGAAUAUCAGCUGAACCGGGCUGUUGGGCCGAAGCCGUUGGAGCUGAUCUAG